This is a messenger RNA of Cannabis sativa, 2304 nucleotides long. RefSeq names its product transcription factor TCP8. The transcript has 2 exons. The record is from RefSeq and is a predicted model, not a curated record. Gene Ontology annotation, molecular function: sequence-specific DNA binding; DNA-binding transcription factor activity. Gene Ontology annotation, cellular component: nucleus. Lineage: Eukaryota; Viridiplantae; Streptophyta; Magnoliopsida; Rosales; Cannabaceae. Bases 276 to 1985 code for a protein of 569 amino acids.
ACAUUUUUAUUUCAUUAAUAUAAAAACACAACCUUUCUCUCACUCUCUCUUCUUAUUAACUCUUUCAAAGUUUCAAUCUUUCUCUAUAUCUCUUAUGACCCAAAUUUUCAAUUUUUUUAAUAAAUAAAAAAAACCCUAAAAACCCCUUUUUUUUUUAUUAAAAAAUAAAAUAUAUAUCAUAUCCCAAUAUACCCACAACACACACACACAAACCCAAAAAAAUAAAAAUUUAAAAGAAAAAAAAAACAAAAAAAAUUAAACCCUUCCCCACCAAAAUGGACUUAGCAGAUUUGCAAAGCAAUAACAAGAACAACAAGCUUCAUCAGCAAAAACAGUCAUCAAAUUCUUCUUCUUCUUCUUCUUCUUCUCCUUCUUCUUCUUCUUCUCAUCAUCAAUUUGUGGUCCCUUUUGAUGGCAGAUCUUCUUCCAAUUCACCUUUCAUGGGCUCCAUUUCAAUCCAAGCUGGUCUUUCCCAUAGCCAUGGCCAUACAAAUUCAUCAACAACAACAACAACAACAACAACAACAACUUCUUCUUCUUCUUCUUCUUCAACGACAACAACAGUUGAUGCUUCACUAGCCAUAGCAACCAGAUCCGAAUCUCUUCCUCUUAAAAACCAGUUAGUGGUUGCGCCGGCGGCGCCGGCGCCGGUGAAAAGAUCGACUAAAGAUAGACAUACUAAGGUGGAUGGAAGAGGUAGGAGGAUAAGAAUGCCUGCCACGUGUGCGGCACGUGUUUUCCAACUCACUAGAGAAUUGGGUCAUAAAUCUGAUGGCGAAACCAUCGAGUGGCUGCUCCAGCAAGCCGAACCUGCUAUCAUUGCGGCCACUGGUACCGGAACGAUUCCGGCUAAUUUUUCGAGUUUGAAUAUUUCUUUGAGGAGCAGUGGGUCUACUCUCUCUGCUCCUCAUUCUAAGUCUGCUCCUCAUUCGUUUCAUAGUGCUCUUGCUCUUGCUGCUCAUCAUUACGAUGAUGGUGGCGGUUUUGCCCAUUCGGGUUUAAUGGGUUUUCACCACCAUCAACAACAACAACACCACCAUCAACAACCGUCUCCCCCGGUUCCGCUUAUGACGGCGGAUCAAAUUGCCGAAGCGUUACCCGGGGGAGGAGAUAACGGUGGUGGUGGUGGUGAUUCUAGUGAGAAUUAUAUGAGAAAGAGGUUUAGAGAAGAUUUGUUUAAAGAAAAUAGUGACUCUACUACUAAUCAAGGCGGAGGAGGCGGAGGCGGAUCGCCUUCUUCUAAUAGUAAUAAGAGUUUUAAGAGCGGUGAUGGCGGCGGCGGCGGUGGUGGUGAUAGCGGUGGUGGGUUGCAAUUGCCUAAGCAACAACAAAAUCAAGAUGGGUCAGGAUCUUCUGGGUUAUUAAGACCUUCUAAUAUUUUACCGGCUACUGCCAUGUGGGCAGUAGCGCCAGCCCAAGCUAGUGGAGCUGGCAGCACCUUUUGGAUGCUGCCAGUCUCAGCUGGAGCUGGAGUUUCUCCAGUUCCAGUAGCUGCUGCUGCUGCUGUUACGGUCAGUCAGCAGCAACAGCAGUCUGAACAUCAUCACCAGAUGUGGACGUUUCCGACUCAACCGGUGGUUACUCAUGGUUCGGGGAUUAAUACAUUGCAAGCGCCGUUGCAUUUUAUGCCACACCGGUUUAAUCUUCCGCCUCAUCACGGGAACAUGGAGUUUCGAGGAGGAGGUGGAGGAGUGAGUAGUCCUCUUCAACUUGGCUCUAUGCUAAUGCAACCGCAACAGCAACAGCAGCAGCACCAACCUUCGCAACAUUUAGGGCUUGGUGUUUCGGAAUCGAAUUUGGGAAUGUUGGCUGCUCUAAAUGCUUACUCUAGAGGUGGUUUGAACAUGAAUUCAGAUCAUCAAAAUCAUCCAUUAGAUCAUCAUCAACAACAACAUCAUCAACAUCAUCAAAAUCAACAACAACAUCAUCAACAACAGCCUCAAACUACUGAUAGUGGAGAUGAAGACCCAAAUAAUUCAAGUUAAAAACUUUGGGGAGUAAGAAAGAUGUGGUUGAAGAUUGCUCAUGGGUUUGUUUUUGAAGAUUUGUAAGUGUUAAAUUUGUGAUAUUUUGAGUGUUUUGUCUUUUUUUGAAAAAAUUAUUAGUUUUUUUCUUAAUGGGUUACUAAUUGUUAUUGUAGCUUUGUUGAUUUUGGUCAUUUUUUUUAGAGAUUAUUUGCUUUGGGAAGAGAUUGUAUUGAUUAUGUAAUUUGAUUAGUUUUGGUCCUAAUGGGACUGAAGAAAAAGCAGAGAGUGAGAUUUGUAUAGAAGGAUAUUAUAUGAUAUGAUAUCUAUUUUGUGUUUA